This is a messenger RNA of Lynx canadensis (Canada lynx), 3084 nucleotides long. It is a transcript of the gene TMEM179, whose product is annotated as transmembrane protein 179. NCBI's taxonomy places the organism in Eukaryota, Metazoa, Chordata, Mammalia, Carnivora, Felidae. The record is from RefSeq and is a predicted model, not a curated record. The transcript has 4 exons. Bases 35 to 739 code for a protein of 234 amino acids.
CGCCGGCCGCUUCCUGGGCGCGCCCGGGCCAGCCAUGGCGCUCAACAAUUUCCUCUUCGCGCAGUGCGUCUGCUACUUCCUGGCCUUCCUCUUCAGCUUCGUGGUGGUGGUGCCGCUGUCCGAGAACGGCCACGACUUCCGCGGCCGCUGCCUGCUGUUCACCGAGGGCAUGUGGCUGAGCGCCAACCUGACGGUGCAGGAGCGCGAGCGCUUCACGGUGCAGGAGUGGGGCCCGCCGGCCGCCUGCCGCUUCAGCCUGCUUGCCAGCCUCCUCUCGCUGCUGCUCGCCGCCGCGCACGCCUGGCGCACGCUCUUCUUCCUGUGCAAGGGACACGAGGGCUCCUUCCUCUACGCCUUCCUGAACCUUUCUGGUCAGCGCCUCUGUGGUCUUCUCGUCUUCAUCGCCAGCACCAUUGUGAGCGUGGGCUUCACCAUGUGGUGCGAUGCCAUCACCGAGAAGGGCACCGUGUCCCCACACAGCUGCGAAGAGCUCCAGGACAUCAACUUGGAGCUUAACGUGGACAACUCUGCCUUCUACGACCAGUUUGCCAUCGCCCAGUUCGGCCUCUGGGCCUCGUGGCUGGCCUGGCUGGCCGUCACCAUCCUGGCUUUCCUGAAAGUCUACCACAACUACCGCCAGGAGGACCUGUUGGACAGCCUGGUCCACGAGAAGGAGCUGCUGCUGGCCAGGCCGACCCCCCGCACCUCCUUCCAGGAGGAGAAGAGCGCGGUCAUCUAGGUGCGGGCGGGGGAGCCCGGCCCCCGGACGCCCCCCCUCCACCCCCGCCUCGCCCCGGGGCUCACAGCCCCACCUGGGGGAGCAGGGGGGGCCCUGCCUGGCCCCACCUGCCCCUCGCCUUGCAUGUCCCCCCUCGGCACCGUGCAAAGUGAGUGAGCCCGCUCACCGAGCCCCCCACCCCCACCCCGAGCGUGGCGGCUGCCCGGGGUGGGCGCCGGCCCUCAGACAGGGCCACGCAGGGGCCUCCUCCGGGCUCCGUGCUUGCACGGCCGGCCUUUCCGGGGGGCGCUGGCCGGGCAAGCCUGCUGAGCGGGGGUCCAGACUCUAGGGCACCCCUGCCGUAGGGCUCGCCUGCACGCCACGGCUGGGUGCCGUCUCCGUCACCUGGCCGGCUUGCCCGGGUGUGAUUCUGUGUGCGAUUCUGUCGGGCAGCCUGCGUCCCCAGAGUGACCCCAGCCCACGGGGGCCACGCGUCGCUCUUGUCCCUUGCUCCUGAGCAGUGUGUGGGCCAAGACUUCUGUGGCCUGGGAGCUGGGGGGUGGGUGCAGGAGGGAGCUCUCCGGCAGUGUGUUCCCCACCUUCUGGCCCUGCACCCCCCGCCCCUGCCGCGGGGCCCGGUUCCCCGUGCUCCUGCUUCAUGGUGCCCAGGUGGCCAGGCCUGGUCUCAGCGUCAAAAGCAUAGGGCAGUGGUGUUGCCCUGAGUCAGGUGGUGGCUGUGUGGGUGUCCUGGAAAGUGGCCGUGGUGUCAGGACUGGGGGCCCGCGCCCGGUGCCCCUCGUCCUCUGCCAUGGGACUUGCCGGGGGAGCCCCGGGUGGCCCUGCCUGGAGGCUCCCCGGGCCCCAAUGUUUGUGUCACAGGGUGGGGAGGUGGGGGAGGCGGGGACACGGGCUGAGGGGCACAGCACCCCCUAGGGAGGAUGGGGUGGGGCAGGUGCCACUAGAGGCGUCUGGGUGAGCGUGUGAGUGCCUGUGAGCGUGUGGAUGUGUCUGUGGGAUGUUAGUGCGUGUGUGACACGAGUGUGUGCACACGCAUGUAAGUGCACGGGAAGGUGUGAGUGUGUGAGCGUGUAGCUCUACGUGAGCUCACAUUCACAAGUGUGAGUGAGUGUGCGCAGGAAUGUGAGCACGUGCAUGUGCACACACGAGUGUGUGAGCAUGGAUGGGAAUGUGUGUGCCCAACCGUGAGCAUGAGUGCGUGAGCCGCAAGGUGUGAGCAGACAUCAGAGCUGGUGAGGACACAGCGGCUCCUCUGGCCUUCAUCCACCGGGACGCCCCCUGUGCCCCCGGCCCCCCCCGCCGGUGGAGGGGCUCCCUUCCCGUCUGAUGGACGGAGCCUGGAGCACUGAGGCCGCCAGAGGGCAUGACCCCGUCCACACGGGGGCAGGUGGAGGAGCCGGGGGGACCCGUGACCCCAGAGCUCAGUGAUGAGCCACCUGGGCUGCUGGGCUGUGGACCCCCCUCCUCGCGGGGCUCCCCGGCUUCCACAUCUGCACGCAGUGCUCCUCUGCAGGGGUGGGGCACCCCGUUCUCGUCUCCCGGGCUGACCCUCCUGCUGCUCCCCACCCUCCAGGGAAGGAGACGCCCGGCUCCCCGCAUCCGUGCCUCGCGCUGCCGGGGGCUGGUCUGGUCUCCCACAUGGGGGCACGGAUCUCCCGAGGCCACGGAUGCGGGUCCGGGGCGAGGUGCCGAGUGGGGCGGGCAGCCUGGGCCAGGGAAGGGAGGCCGCCCGUCACCUCCUGCCGUCUCAGAGGCGCUCUGGCCCCAGGGCCCGGCCGAGAAUGUCAGACAGAGCAGCUGGGUUGCUGGGGGAGCUGUUUUGGGAGCACUGAGGCCCCCAAGCCGAUCUGGUCUCAGCUCAGCCCUCGUGCACGAGCCGAGGGGACCCUCUCCAGCCCCUGAGCGCUCCGCUCUGCUCCCAGCAACAGCCAGGCCCCGGGGCAGAGGAGCAGGGGCGGGACGUGGCCUCCUGGAGCCCCAGGGUCCACGGCAGGUUUGGGCCCGCCCGUGGCAGCUGCCGCUCCUGGAGCGCCCGGCCGGGUCUGGGGCCUCCCCUCCUCGGUCAGGCUAGGGGAGACACGCGCCCACUUACCUGCAGGUGUCACUGGUGCAGCGGGGUUGUCGCCGGCACAGACCCGUGUCAGGCCAGCGGGGGGCUUCCAGGGAGGGGACAGCUGGGUCCCCCAGGGCUGGGCAGGAAGGGCCCCCCCGAUCGCUUCUGCUUCUCCCAGCUGCGUGUGGAUAACAGACAUCUUUGUCUUAACUCCACUCCUGACGAAAACCGAAAGUAAUGAUUCCCAAGCCUGGUGUGUCUGUUGUUCAACGUCCAAAUAAACACAAAGUCCUGA